UGGCGUGGAAACUUAGAAUAGUAUUAGUAUUUUAGCGUGUAAUUUUGGAAGCGGAAAUUUUAAACAGUUACUGGACAAAAAUAUUCUCACUAUGAUAUCUGUCAUUCCUUUGAUACUUGUAUACUUUGGCUGCUGUAGCAACGUUGUUUUUUUAGAACUUCUUACGAGUGAGGCACCUGGAAGUGGAAAUAUAAUUACAUUUGCACAGUUUUUGGUAAUAGCUGUGGAAGGAUUUAUUUUUUCCACCAAGUUUGGUAGAAAGAAAGCUGUCAUUCCUCUGAGCUACUAUGCAUCUCUUGUUGUCAUGUUUUUUCUCGUCAGUGUAGCAAAUAAUUAUGCACUGAACUUCAACAUCUCGAUGCCUCUACACAUGAUUUUCAGAUCGGGUUCAUUGAUUGCUAACAUGAUCUUGGGAAUGAUCAUCUUAAAGAGAAGCUAUAAACUAAAGAAGUUUAUUGCUGUGGGGAUGAUAACCAUUGGGAUAAGUAUCUGUACGGUGGCUUCAAGAAGAGAUGUGCAGUCCAGCCAAGUGAAUGUAAGUGAAGAAUCCACGUUUGAAGACUUACAGUUUUGGCUCAUUGGUUUGUUCUUACUGACAUUUGCACUGUUUGCGUCAGCAUACAUGGGAAUAUAUCAAGAGAUCUUGUACAAAAAAUUUGGCAAACAACCAAGAGAAGCUUUAUUUUAUUCGCAUGCUCUUCCCUUGCCUGGAUUUCUACUGUUAGCAAAGAAUAUAUAUACACACGCUGUGAUUUUCAGUAAUUCUGAACCUGUACAAGUUCCAAUUGCUGGAGGAAUUCCAAAGCUAUGGCUUUAUUUACUUGGAAAUGUUAUAACACAAUACGUAUGUAUUAGGUCCGUGUAUUGGAUGACAACCGAAUUAUCAUCUUUGUCUGUUACAUUAAUUGUUACACUCAGGAAGUUUUUGUCAUUGCUUCUGUCAAUAUUUUAUUUCCAAAAUCCAUUCACUUUUGUUCAUUGGACAGGAACCAUUCUUGUCUUUGGUGGGACACUUGUUUUUGUAGACCUUGCUGAUGUUUGGAAAGAGUACAAAAGUAAACAACAGAAAAGUGACUAAAAUAACAAUGAUGUGGAUUCUAAGAAGACUCGAGAAACAAAAAGUACAGUAUACAUUUCAAUCUCAAACAUUUAAAACUACAGCUUAACGUUGUGACUGUGCAAUAUAUUUCCAGUACUUUAGUGGUAAGAUAUUGAUGUAAGAAAAACAUUUAUGGAAUUCCCUUAAUAUCGGUUAAGGUUUAUCGAUUUUCUCCAUUAUCAUUUAUAGUAUUCGGCUUUUUCUAAACAAUAUAUCCUAGUGUAAUAGAAAAAUGAUGCAUGAAUAAUUUAUGUCAAAUUUACCUCAUUACUAAGAAGAUUCAGAAGAAAGGUAGCCCCAUCAUGUUUGUAGAUGUUGGAGAAAUUAUUAUAAUUUAAUGCAGCCCUCAUGAGAUAAACUUAAGAGGUCAAAAGUUGCAAGGUAUGUUAAAAGUAAAGGACAUUUAAGGCCCUAACUUUUAUGUAGACAAGAACUGUUUUCUAAAUGGGGUUAGGCAUAGUCACUUAGUUACCAGCUAUCAAGGUAGUCAGCACCCUGGUAAUGCAGGACAAACUCCAGCUAUAUACCAUAGUAUAUUUACCUAGUUACAAUCUUUAUCUUAAAUAUAGGCUUAUAUGGCUUCUUUAUCUCAUAAUGUUUGAUACUUUUCAUAAUUAGAGUUGUGGACAACAUGAGAGAAUAACUUGUAUCUUUCACAACUACUGUGGAUGAGAGUUGGGUCCAUUAUUACUCACUCCGCAGCUACUGACAGCAUAGAAAAUGAUGGUGUACGUUUUCAUAAGAAAUCAUAUAACUAUUAAAUAUUUAUAGAGAUAUCACUUCAGUACCUAAGUUCUUUGUCAAAAACGUAACCUAACUUGGCGAUAUAGAAGUUUGUUUUAUCAAGUUGUAGGUGUAUUUAACCUCGGUGCAUCAGGCCCUCCAAAGUAAUGCAAAAAAUCUUAUUAAUUUUUACACCUAUAGCCAGUCAGUACAGAUGGGCCCUGUAAGAAAAUUGCACCGAGUAGUUUGAAGUGUUAAAAACACAUCUGAGGUGUAGGCAUGGUAUUGUCAAACAGGAAGUUGAUGUUUUCUAGAUGUAUUUAAAUCACUGAAGGAAAAGUGACAUCUACACGUACAACACUGCUCUUUAGAAAUUCCGACUAUCUUGGAUGAAGAAAAAACAAGAUCUUUCACAUUUAUAAUAUUUAAUUACAAAAGUCCGAAAUAGUCCACAAUUUAUAUGUAUCAGAAUAAUUUUGGGUAAUCAUCAAGAAUUUACAAAACUGUUGAAAAUCAUGGACUAAAUUAAUAUUUAUGAAUUUUUACUUUUAAAAAAAUAGGACAAAAAUGACAAUAUUGUGUCUUAAAGAUUAAACUUGUAAGGAGGAUUUGUUAUAAGGCAAGAUUUGAAUCUUUGGCUUAAAGCAAAACUUGUUUUUAGUAGCCUUUUUUUUUUACACAAUAUUCUUGUUGCUAUGAAUUGUUUUGUUUUUACAUUCAGAAAUGCAACUUGCCUCUUUACAGAACAGUUAGCUAUUACCUUGAACAAUAUCACAGUAUUCUUGUUGCUAUGAAUUGUUUUGUUUUUACAUUCAGAAAUGCUACUCGCCUCUUUACAGAACAGUUAGCUAUUACCUUGAACAAUAUCACAAUAUUCUUGUUGCUAUGAAUUGUUUUGUUUUUACAUUCAGAAAUGUUACUCGCCUCUUUACAGAACAGUUAGCUAUUACCUUGUGCCAGUGAUGAAAAGAUGUUUGAGAACCAAGCCUUUAACAAGUUCCCAUAGUAACGUGUACUUUAACAGUAAUAAUAGAAAGAUGACACGUUCGUCAUACCUAGUAAUCCACAUGAACACUAGCAUUUCCACAAAGGCUCAUUCUUUCUUUGGCACUGCUUGGCUUCAGACGUGUUUAUUUUCAUUAAGAAUUACUGAAUUUUUGCACUUAUUCUUUCAAACUUUUUGUUAACAUUCAUAGUGUAGUCUUUUUUACCUUAAUUUUCUUGAUUUUGAGAAAGAAAGAUACAAAAUUUUAAACAUUUCAAUUAUAAAUUCCGAUUCAACUUGUGUUAAUUUGGUUUCUUCUCUUCAUCAAAUUUGGAAACGUGUUCCCAGGUUUUGAUAAUUACUCUCCAAGUUCGUUGUUAUGAAAGCCUGUGUAUCACGAACAUACCAGGUCAACUUAAAACAAAAAAAUGAAUUGACUUGACUAUAAAAUUGUGUAUCCACAUUUCUGAGACCCUGAAACUGUUACUUUUUUAAUAGCAACUGGAGACAGUCUGAUGGUCAGUAAUAUUACUGUCAUUGUGUACCAUUUAAUCUAAAGAUCCGGGAUUCCCAGCCUCUUACUUCUGUUGCUUCAGCUUAGCCUGACCCAUCUUUUGAUAAUUUUAACUUGCUUUUCCCAUGACCAGUUUUUGUUCUGGUCCUUCCCUUCCCAACAAGGAAUAGGUAACCACAUUUUCAUACUUUGCCGAGAUAUUUCCAUUGGUAUGUAACUUUUUUUCUCUCUCUCCUGUUGUUUUUUGCUAAAUCUUUGGCUACCCUGCUGCAUGAACCUCUUCCCUUCCCCUAAUAUUCAAGUUCAUGAUACUAACUUUUGUCAUGUGACCAGUAUGAGAGAUGGGGAUAAGGCUAGUUUGUUUUACCACAUUGUGUAUUCGUUGGCAUAGUCAACUGGUUAAAUUUCACUUAAUGUAGUUUAAAUAGCACUCAUUCACUUGCUCAUUGUUAUGGAAAAAGUUAAAUUUUAUAAACUUUUCUUAUUUUACUGUUUAAUUACGUUAUAAAUUUUAUACUUAAAUGCUAAAUUAUUAGUUUUACAUUUUCUGUUAACUUAUUUUUUUGUCAUGAUUUCAUACAGAUCCUAGCUAUCUUUUCCUCUGAAACCUUAAGAUCUAGUUCUAGGGUAUUUCAUCAUGAUUUUUCUUCCUUCUUUGAGGUUUAGUCCCUUGAAUCUCUUCUCCCAGCUUGGGGUUUCCUUCUUUGUCUUUAUCUUGCCUCUGCCCCCCCCCCCCUCCUUCUUGAUGAGGUUCUUUAUCCACUGGAAACAAUCUAAUGCAACUCAUCAGCAGUAUCCUUUUCUCAGUCCAGAGUGUCCCUUAUCCUCUGGAGCCAAAUAGAGUAACCCAUUCUCAUCCUCUCAAUACUUUCUAACAUUCCCCUCAAAAGGCUGGAUGCUACCCCUUAGUUUUAGUAACCCAUUCUCAUCCUCUCAAUACUUUCUAACAUUCCCCUUCCUCCCUCAAAAGGCUGGAUGCUACCCCUUAGUUUUAGUAACCCAUUCUCACCCUCUCAAUACUUUCUAACAUUCCCCUUCCUCACUUAAAAGGCUGGAUGCUACCCCUUAGUUUUAGUAACCCAUUCUCAUCCUCUCAAUACUUUCUAACAUUCCCCUUCCUCCCUCAAAAGGCUGGAUGCUACUCCUUAGUUUUAGUAACCCAUUCUCAUCCUCUCAAUACUUUCUAACAUUCCCUUCAAGAGGCUGGAUGCUACUCCUUAGUUUUAGUCUGGUGGAAGCUCCACUCUCCCACUUUGUAUACUGACUCAGAAGACCUUUGAAUCACAUGUGCUGUCCCUGUCUUUUUACUAUCCACCUCCUUUUCCUGUCAUCUACAGUUCCUGUUCAUCCUUAGCACCUGGAGGAGAUUGUGCACUCUCUCUAGGAUAUUAAGGCCAUGGACCAGGUCCUCAACCCUAACUUUGAGUGUUAUUCCUCCAGUCCUUGUUCCCACGAUGAUGGGCUAAUGGUGACCUAUCCAUUGUUCUAGAAUUUUUCCUUUUAGGUUGGCUAUUGCCUGGUCUGUUUCCAAUCAAGUCCUCAGGGUAUUCAAAUGGAGGAUACCUUCAUUGGGCUUACACUUCUCUACUAUAUGGAUGUCUGGCUCCUUCUUGCCCUGUCCACAUCCUUGGCUGCAACCUCCAUUCUCCUUUGGAAUGCAUCUCGUUUGGGUUGACUGGUCAAGCUCUUCAAGUCUGUCUUACACCUACCUAGUAUUUGAUUCACUGAAUAAAGUUCCAAGAUGAUGCAAUUAAUAUUUUUGUCAUCUCUCAUCCAAUUUGUCAUCUCAUGACUGCUCUUAGCUCUAGCCGUUGAUGGCUCCUGGAUGAAAUCAUACAGGCGAGAAUGUGGAAUACUCUUACAUAAUUGUGUUAGGCCCAGCAUGGCCAGGUGGUUAGGAAGCUCGACUCGCAAUCUGUGGGUCGCGGGUUCGAAUCUCCAU
This is a messenger RNA of Limulus polyphemus (Atlantic horseshoe crab), 5263 nucleotides long. Its product is annotated as UDP-xylose and UDP-N-acetylglucosamine transporter-like. The coding region runs from base 92 to 1078 and encodes 328 amino acids. The transcript has 10 exons. The record is from RefSeq and is a predicted model, not a curated record. Gene Ontology annotation, cellular component: endoplasmic reticulum membrane; Golgi membrane. Gene Ontology annotation, molecular function: UDP-N-acetylglucosamine transmembrane transporter activity; UDP-xylose transmembrane transporter activity. Gene Ontology annotation, biological process: transmembrane transport. Lineage: Eukaryota; Metazoa; Arthropoda; Merostomata; Xiphosura; Limulidae.